This is a messenger RNA of Penicillium griseofulvum, 1038 nucleotides long. Its product is annotated as SET domain-containing protein. The coding region runs from base 1 to 1038 and encodes 345 amino acids. Gene Ontology annotation, molecular function: protein binding. NCBI's taxonomy places the organism in Eukaryota, Fungi, Ascomycota, Eurotiomycetes, Eurotiales, Aspergillaceae. The transcript is spliced from 2 exons. The record is from RefSeq and is a predicted model, not a curated record.
AUGUCUCUCGUAUAUAUCACCACAGAACCCUCAGACCGGAUUCGCGUAGAAGAAACCAUUCAGACACCCGAUUGGAUUCACCCACAUUUAAUCGAAAGCACCGACGCGAUCAAAGGCCGCCAAUUUCUCGUCUCCGGUCCCAUCCCAAAAGGCGCCUGUCUCCUCGUGGAUUCCCCCUACGCAGUCAUCCCCGUCGUCGACGAACCCGCCCAAAACGACAAUCUCAUAUGCAGCAAUCCCGCAUGUAAUCGACCGGCUCCUUGCCACACCCGGACAUCAUGUCCGAAUGCCUGUAUCCCGGAUGUGACAUGGUGCGGUAGCAUAUGCCGUGACGCCGAUAGUCUUCGACAUGAAUUUGAAUGCGCCUGGCUCAAACGGUAUGCUGGGACUAUUCGGUCCAAACGGGGUGAAUAUGAUUUCGGCAUGCUGUGGGUGAUUCUUCGGUUGCUUGCUGCGCGACAUUGCCAAUUGAAUGAGCGGACGGUUGCCGAAAGCCAUUGGAAGCAUGGUUGGAGUGGGAUUGAAUCGCUCUGUGGCUCUGAGGAUACUUGGCCUCAUGACAUGGUCCGAUCUUGGUCUGCUCUUGUGAAGAAGUAUCUUCGGAGCAGUUCUGCUCUGCCGCAUGAGAUGAGUGCAGAUCGUGUUCUUCAUCUCAUUUGUCAGGAAGAGGCAAACUCAUUUGGACUUUACCCACGAGAAACAGGUCAUUUCCCCCUGCCGAACCCCCCUGUCGACAGAGGGGAGCAAUUCGCUGCUGCUGUUUAUCCAACUGCGGCAAUCGCUAAUCACUCAUGUCUGCCAAAUAUCAUCCAUAAAGCGGAUGAUAAAGGCCGUAUGGUCUUUACCGCGUCCCGUGACAUUUUUCCAGGCGAGGAAUGCUGCAUCUCGUACUUCGACCUGACACAAUAUACCGAUCUUACUUCUCGUCGCGAGCAUCUUCGAAAAUCCUUCCGUUUCGUGUGUCAGUGUGAACGAUGUGUUUCCGAAGAGUCCGGAAAAGAAACAGAAUGGACUGCAAUGCCAAUGAUGGAUAUAUGA